GCUUCUUAAUUAGAGCUUUGGUUUUGGUCUCUUUCUUUCAUUAUCUUACCCUUUAUUAAGAAACCUUGCCAAUAAGAUAUGGGGCUUGCGGUACUAGAAAACCACGUUGGUAUUCUUUGUGUGAUUUGCAUGGUACUGCUCUUGCCUAUUCUAUGUGCCUCUCAUGACAUUUUUACUUACUCGUCAAGAGCAACCUACUACGGUAGUGGUAACAGCCAUAAGACUCCAAGUGGAGCAUGUGGGUUUGGGGAAUUCGGAAGGACUGUCAAUGAUGGCAGCGUGACUGGAGUCUCUAAGCUGUAUAAGAAUGCAACUGGUUGUGGUGCAUGCUAUCAGGUUAGGUGCACAACAUCACAAUAUUGCAGUGAGGGUGGAGUGAACGUGGUGGUGACAGACUACAGUGAAGGUGACAACACUGACUUCGUACUAAGCUCCCGAGCCUACAAAAGAUUGGCACACCCUGGAACCAAAGGGGCCAAGGAGUUGUUUGCUCGUGACGUGAUCGACGUAGAAUACCGAAGGGUCUCGUGCCGCUAUCCUGGUUACAACCUUAUGUUCAAGGUCCAUGAGAAAAGCAAAUAUCCUAAUUAUCUAGCUAUAGUGCCUAUAUAUGUAGCCGGGAAAAAUGACAUCACAGCCAUCGAAUUGUGUCAGAAAGAUAGCAAACAAUGGAGGGGCAUGCAUAAAGCCUUCGGGGCAGUGUGGGACAUGUCUAAUGAGGUACCAAGUGGUCCAAUAAAAUUAAGGUUUAAAGUGAGGGGCAGCGGUUGGAUGGAAUCCAAAAAUAAUCUACCUGCUUUGUGGAAAUCUGGGGUUGCUUAUGACUCAGAAAUUCAGCUCUAAAUUAAUUAGGAAGCUCUUUCAAUUUUAAUAAUAUUUUGAUGUUUUAUUAGAAAGAAGUAUGAUAAUUGCAUGGGUUACUAUGUAAUUGAUUAUUAUUUUCUAUCUAGUUACUAGGGUAUUGUAUUGUAUAGUAUGCUAUGCUUUGUGAAGUGUUCUUGGUCAUGUUGCAAUAUAAAUAAUAGGCCAGGUUAAUG
Molecule: messenger RNA, 1037 nt
Organism: Carya illinoinensis
Lineage: Eukaryota; Viridiplantae; Streptophyta; Magnoliopsida; Fagales; Juglandaceae
Product: expansin-like B1
Exons: 4
Coding region: 79-843 (254 amino acids)
Cellular component (GO): extracellular region
Source: RefSeq, a predicted model, not a curated record